Molecule: messenger RNA, 1450 nt
Organism: Anopheles merus
Lineage: Eukaryota; Metazoa; Arthropoda; Insecta; Diptera; Culicidae
Product: growth hormone-regulated TBC protein 1-A-like
Exons: 5
Coding region: 554-1450 (298 amino acids)
Source: RefSeq, a predicted model, not a curated record
AACACGCACACUGUUGUGACACGUAAACGAAAACGGCAGUCAAACUGUCAAGCGGGAACUGUCAAAUGCAUGUUUACCUUUUUUUUGCGCGUACCAAGCAUCUGUUGAAGUUCGUGCGGCUCUGUUAUUUUCGCUUUUGCAGUGCAAGAAAAGUACAGUUAAAAUAAUGGUCUGCGUUAGAUAAAUGGUUGCCCUUCUGAGGCGUAUAGAUUUCCACGCAGACGAGUAACGCGUGAAGAAGCGGAAAAUCAUCUUGUUAAAACGAUAUGUUAAAACUGAGGAAACCACGUCGGUGUGUCUGAUUGAUUAUAGUGUUAUCAAAACAUCAGCUGAUGAAUUGUGAUGAUUUGAACUGCAAACAGGGGCGGUGAUAAAGCUAUGGUCGGGUUCUAUUGCUUUCUGUAUUCAUAUUUGUCCGCACCUGAAUGAGUGUAAAAAAAGUGUAAAAAAAAACAGCGCGUUCGUGUUUUGGAGACGAUCUCGUUGAUUUCGUGGUAGGUGCAGUGUCGCAUACGAAAAGUGUAGUGCCGUGCGUAGGAGACACCAAAACGACAUGGCUGUGUCUAAGUUUAGCGACGUGGAUGAAUAUGGCUUCAAACGGGAGGCAGAUUUCGACUACCAAUCGUAUGAAAACAUCAUGUCCAGCUACCUUUCUGUGCUUACAACACGAAGCAUGCGCUGGCAAAAGUUUCUCCAGAGUGCGGACAUGCUAAAGAAUCGGUCCAAAUUAAAGCGCUUCGUGCGCAAGGGCGUUCCAGGAUCGCUUCGCGAAGAGGUGUGGAUGAAAACAUCCGGUGCAAAGGACCUACAGCAAAAGGAACCAAAUCUUUACCAGACGCUACUUACAUACGAAUUCGAUCAGGAGAUAUCGGAUCAAAUUAAACUCGAUCUUCCAAGAACGUUUCCGGACAAUAUCCAUUUUGAGCAGUAUCAGGUAAGCUUGUACAACGUUCUGAUUGCGUUUGCUCACCACAAUCGAACUGUCGGCUACUGUCAGGGGCUAAACUAUAUUGCUGGUUUAUUGUUACUAGUGACUAAGAAUGAAGUAUCUUCGUUCUGGCUGCUAAAAGUGGUUGUUGAGAACAUCGUACCGCUAUAUCAUACAAAAACAAUGGAUAACCUCAUUACCGAUAUUGAUGUGCUGAGUGAACUAAUCCGGCUGCGGGCACCUGACGUCCAUCGGCACAUCUUUGACUUGGGAUUACCCUGGCCAGUGAUAGCAACCAAAUGGUUCAUUUGCCUGUACGCCGAGGUAGUACCGACCGAGACCGUACUUCGGAUAUGGGACUGCCUGUUUCUCGAGGGCAACAAAAUAUUGCUCCGCGUGGGCCUAACGAUCGUUGUGCGCUUACGGCAGGAUCUGUUGGCGACCGACGACAUCUCAACGCUGAUCGGGCUGUUUCGUUCGUUGGAAAAAUCGUACGUACUCAGGACUGUCAUGAGUUCAUGA